CGAGCAGAAGAGACCACUGCAAAGGGAGGGGGCAGAGGGAGGAGGCGAGGGGAGGAACAAAUCCAAAUUAUUAUUAAUGAUAAUAAUAAUAAUAAUCUGUCACAUCCUAACAUUUUCAUGGAGAUCACAACCCCCCUGCAAGCAGAAGAGCAUCGGGGCUCAUUUGACCUGAGACCCUUGCAUCAAAAUGCUGAUAGUAGAAAAGACAACUGACUACCCCGCCGCUGAGUACUCUCUGGUGGAGGAUGUAGCCCUCCAUUUCACGUGUUUGAUGGACAGACUGAACGAGCAGCGCCUGUUUCAGCCAGACCUGUGCGACGUGGACAUUGUCCUGGUGCAACAGAAGAGCGUCUUCCCAGCCCACAAGGGAGUCCUUGCUGCUUACAGCCAGUUCUUCCACUCCCUCUUCACCCAGAACAAGCAACUCCAGCGUGUGGAGCUUUCUCUGGAGGCCUUGACCUGCCAAGGUCUCCAGCAAAUCCUCAACUUCAUCUACACCUCUAAGCUUUUGGUCAAUGCCUGCAAUGUGCAGGACGUCUUGAACGCCGCCGCCGUCUUGCAAAUGAGCAACAUCGCAUCUUCCUGCCAGGAGCUGAUCACCACCAGGUCUCUCGGCUUAGCCAUGGCGAGCAACAUGGCGCUGACCCCAGACAACUGCGGCAAGAGUAUCCCAUCUCAGUUCUACUGCAGCAUCAAGCAAGAGAUGGAUCCGCCACACCCCAAGAUCUACGCCCGGGAAGGCAACGAUCCAUAUUCUGUCCGCGUGGAGGAUGGUGCGGCAUGUGAAGGCAACCAGAAUCUCCCUGCCAUCGCCGGUGAGAAAUAUUACAAGGAGGAGAAAGAUAGCGGCCCGCCAAUCUGCAAGGUGGAGGGUGAAGAGUCCGAGGUGGAUCUGAGCAGCCAGGGCUCUUACAACCGGGGCGAGCAGAUCAUUGUGGAAGUCAACCUCAACAAUCAAACCCUCAACGUCUCAAAGGGGAUGGAGGGGAAGUCUUCUGCUGCCAACCAAGCGGCUACCGUUGCCACAGUUAUUGGGCAGCCUGAAAGGGAAGGGUGCCCUGCGGAGGAGGAGAGAGAGGAGGAGAAUGGGCAAGGUGAGGAGGAAGAGGACAAUGGCCAGGUGGAGGAGGAGGAGGAAGAAGAAGAAGAGGAAGAGCACACAGAAGAGGAAGACCUGGAAGAGAGCACUGAGGAGGAGGAGGAGGAGGAGGAGGAUGAAGAUGGUGAAGAGGUGUCAGAGGUCAAAAGGGAGAAGUCUGGGCUACCCCAUAAGCCCAGCAAGGCCUCCUCCAAGGCCACCAAGGCUGCCAUCUCCACCAGGUCCCAGGAGACGGCCAAGGUUGCCAUGGCAAUGGAAGAUGAGGAGGAAGCAGAGGAGGAAGGGGAGGACCAAAGAGGCAGGAAGAGGAAGAAGGAGCUGGAUGGCCUUGGCCAGAAGGUGAAGCUUGAGGAGAAGCCGCACUACUCCUGCAAGAAGUGCCCCAGGGUGUUCAACAACCGCUGGUACCUGGAGAAGCACAUGAACGUCACACACAGCCGCAUGCAGAUCUGCGACAAGUGUGGCAAGAGGUUCCUGCUGGAGAGUGAGCUGCUGCUGCACCACCAGACGGACUGUGAGAAGAACAUCCAGUGCAUAACUUGCGGGAAAGCCUUCAAGAAGCUCUGGUCACUCCACGAGCACAACAAAAUAGUCCAUGGCUACGCGGAGAAGAAGUUCUCCUGUGAGAUCUGUGAGAAGAAGUUCUACACGAUGGCGCACGUGCGGAAGCACAUGGUUGCUCAUACCAAGGACAUGCCCUUUACCUGUGAAACAUGUGGAAAGUCAUUCAAACGAAGCAUGUCUUUGAAAGUGCACUCGCUACAGCACUCGGGGGAGAAGCCUUUCAAAUGUGAGAAUUGCAACGAGCGGUUCCAGUACAAGUACCAGCUGCGUUCACACAUGAGCAUCCACAUUGGUCACAAGCAGUUCAUGUGCCAAUGGUGCGGGAAGGACUUCAACAUGAAGCAAUACUUUGAUGAGCACAUGAAAACUCACACAGGUGAAAAGCCAUACAUCUGUGAGAUCUGUGGGAAGAGCUUCACCAGCCGACCCAACAUGAAGCGUCACCGCCGGACACACACAGGGGAGAAGCCCUACCCUUGCGACGUGUGUGGGCAGCGCUUCCGGUUCUCCAACAUGCUCAAGGCUCACAAGGAAAAAUGUUUCCGGGUCAGCAACCCCGUGACCUCGGAUCCCAGUGGCAACGGCAACUCUGUCAGCCUGUCCGCUCAUCAGACCUCCAACUCGUCUCACCUGACCACAGGAAUCCCACUCCACUCAACGCCACAUUCCCAUGCGCUCCCUUUGCCGCUCAUGCAUGCUCACGGCCAGAGCAUUCCCCCUCCUCCCCUCUUGUCGCCGCCUCCUCCACUCUUCCCAGGCAGCAGAGUGAGUUUGAACAACUAGGCCCUGCUCCCUCUGUGGCGCAAGCACGCAAAACUGGUCUGUAAUUCAGUAAGUGCCCAAUAGGUGUCUCAGUCACAAAUGUCAUUGCCAAGUGGAAGAAGAGCAUAGAUUGGGUUUUGGGUUGGGUUGUUUUUUAAAUGAGGCUUAAUCUUUUGCCUUCAGCCUGAAGGGCUUGAGGUUCUUCACCCUGAGUAGAAGCAUCAGGAGACCACAAGCCAUCUUUGCUGCUUGAGCUGCAUAGAAUAUGAAGGAUACAUUCUCCUUUGUUCAGAUGGAUAAGGGCGUAGACCAACUGCUGAUGUGGUCCUUUUUACUCUGGAGAUCUAGGGAGGCAGUGAGACUGUUCAACAGAUCUCAUCAACUCUCACCGCUCAAGGAAAAACAUUCUCUUCCUAUCCUACAAUGCCUGUUCGGGAGUAGAAGGUAUGGAUGUAAGAAGAGCCUGCCGGAUCAGUCAAAUGGCCCAUCCGGUCUGGCAUCCUGUUCUCACAGUGGCCAAUCAGAUGCCCAUUAUGGGAAGCCCACAAGCAGGACCGGAGCGCAAGAGCAUCUCCCCUCCUGCAGUUUCCAGCAACUGGUAUUCAAAGGCAUACUGCCUCUGACAGUGGAGGUGAAUCAGUUUCCCUUGGAGGGGUGGAUGGGGAACUUCUGGCCCUCCUAGAUGUUGCUGGAUCCCAGCUCCCAUCACGCCUGACUAUUGACCAUUGUGGGAAGGUGGUGAUGGGAGAUGGAGCCCAGCAGCUUCUGGAGGACCAGAGGUUCCUCAUCCCUGCCUUAGAACGCGGGGUCAAGAAGCUUUUUGUCCGAGCCUAAAAGCUUGGAAGAGGCCAUGGUGGCUUCUCAUUUUUCUCUUGAGAAGAAGGAGGAGAUGUGAAAUCUCCGCUCCCCUUGGAGCUGAGAGGGAAUACCAAGUGGUGGGUUGGUUGGCGCCAUGAUUGGUAGGGGCAGCUCGAUGUUUGAGCAUGCGCAUGUUGUGUGUCCUCUGAAGGUCAGCUUUUCAUUCCUUAAGUACAUAGGAAGCUGCUAGUCAGACCAUUGGUCCAUCUAGCUGCGUAUUGUCUACACUGACUGGCACCGGCUCUUCUGGGUCCUUUCCCAAUCCCACCUGGAGAUUCUGAGGAUUGAACCUGGUAUCUUCUGAAUGGAAAGCAGACACUCUACCACUGAGCUAUGGCCCUUUCUUCAUUUUUCCUAUCGCUCAUUAUCGUCGGCCACUUUAAUGUGGCUUCUCACUCUCUGUACCUUGAGUGGCCUCUUCCUCCUUGCACGGUGGAAAAGAUGAGGCUUAACCUUUUUGAAGGUUCCACAGCAUGACACCAGAAUAUAAGAAGCUUUGUCUUGAUUGCCUUCUUGGUACAUGGAAGCCAGCAAGUCUUUGUCACUCUUGCAUGGGCUGUAAGAUGUGCAGGUGUCGUAGAAGGCUUUUGGAGCCCUUGAUGCAGUACUGAUUGCAGAGAAAGACAGACAGAGGAACACACUGGCACUUGAUUUACAGCUUCCUCUUAAUUCCAGGAAAGACAUAACUGUUUGAUAGUGGACUAAUGCACUAAACAAACUCCUCUAGAAUCGUACCUGCCUACUUUCUCCUCUGCCAAAUGCUUUAGAGCUGGCUUGGUGAAGGAUAUCUGGCCUUUUUUUGGUAACGUGAAGAGUUUUAUUAUUUUAACCUUUUUUUGCACUUUAUUAAUCCAUCAUAGUAACGCUUCCUCAGUUGGAUUCUGGCAAGUUAUUCCGGACUGUGCUGCAGGCUGAUGAAACAUCUGAGCGCAAAGUCAGUUUGGCCAUGCGCCGCUGUUGAGCUGGUCCUGUUCAUUUCAAAGACACAUGGCCUCGUUCAAGCCCUAUGGAAACAGGCAGAGCUUGAGCCACAGCAGGGCGUAGGUGGAUUUGCUCUGUUGGCCUACAGAAAGCAUGUGCAUGGGCCGGUCCGUGUGCAUGAGUAACCUAUCAGUCUCGUUGGAUAUUUGAUUUGGGGAUUGUUCUUCCCUGCCUGAAACGUCAUAUAUCCUCUUCGCCUAGGACGUCCAGACCACUUUGCCUCUCUAUGUUGUGUGUGUGUGUGUAUGUGUGUGUCUUUAUGUGGACUAAAGCAGGGCUGGACCCUGGAACAACAGCCAUAACAAACGGGCAAAAAAGAUGUAACGAGAAAGUUGUGGUUCGGAAAAGGUCGAGACAGUGCAAUAAUGGCUAAGUAGUGGGAUGUUGGGGCAAAUGGCAUUGGACUCUUUGGGAAGAAGAUGUCUUGGGCCUGUUUAAAACCUUUUGCUUACCGGCACAGAGGCUUCUCGGUAUGACCCUCCAUGGCAACCUCUUCAAGAGACUUACAGAGUGACGGUUAGCACUGGGAAGAGGGGGGUGCAUUUCCUGUCCCCCCUAAAAAAAACUUGAGUAGCAUGUAUCAGCUUGGAGCUGGGGGGGGCAAAAUAACAUUACUUCACAUGCCUCAAAACUAACAAUUCUGAAUGCAUUGCUUUUUACGGAAUUCGGUGUCCGUUGUCCAAAUAUGCCAGGAAGGUAUCAAACAAAAAAAUGCGUGUAUCGGUGACUCUCUCUUAUAGCUUAAAACAAAAAAAUAUUUACAAUGAAGCACUUUAUUCUGUAUAGAUCCAAUGAGGUUGGGACAGAGGCGGGAGGGAGGAUCUGAGUUCUGAUAACUUUUUUUUAAAAAAAAAAGACACUUAAGAAAAGUUCUACAAAAUAUAUUGCAACUUUCAUUUUAACAAUCGUGAGUAUAACCUGCAUAUGUUUUUAUUUUCUAACUUGCGUGGGAAGCAGUACUCCAUCGUAAAUGAUCAUGACCACCUUUGUGUUUCUCCAGUAUAUCCUCAAAGGGGGAGGCUUUGGCACCAUUGGCCAGUGGUGAUUGGUGCCCAUGGGGGCUGAUGGGACGGAAUGCAAGGAGCCCAACAGCAGGUGGCGCCAGAGCCAAUGACAGGCAGAGUGUAAUGUUCCUUCCACUGGCACCACCUGUGAUACUCCCACCCGUGGCUACCAGCAGUCAGAAUCACACUUUUUAUUUUUCUUUAGCUCACCCUAGCACAGAUCUCACAAGAUCCCACUGCUAGGCAGCACCACCAGUCACUCCCUGUAAACAAUACUGCUAGAGACUUCGCCUUAGUCUCCCUAUGGCUUGUUACUUUGUGUCUGGGUGCCCUUGCUGUCCACAACCCCCCUGUAUCUUUGUCUAUAAAGCAUACAAUCCUGGGUUGCUCUGGAUGCUUGACGUUGUUACAAUAUCUCCCUUCACCGCUGCCACCAUAUGAUACAGUUUCCUUCAGCCUUUGUAAUAACCCUGCCCUCCCUUCUGGUCUGUGUAUCCCCAGCCAAGGAUCAGGCUUUUGGUAAACCAAUAAAAGUAUUUAUUUGAUAACACCAGGAAAUAACAAGAUUACUUUAGGAAUGUUCAACAAGUGUAUGGUUUCAUAUAGUGUCACUCUUAUGUUUCCAGUCAUAUAUAUUCUGCCUAAAUACCAGCCAAAUAUAAUCCAACCCACAACCAACUCCAAUCCACACUCCACAACCAAUUGCCAACAACUCCCCCACCAAACAGAACCCUGAACCAACUGUCAUCCUCUCAUUUAUACCUUCAGCCACUCAAACGUUCAGCCAAUCAUCAUACAGCAUUCUCCAGCAUUCUAACCCAUGUACUCCCCCCUCUAACUCAAUCCACUUACCAUAUAUACCUUAAUAAACCUGCACUUACCAUAUUUACAGUCAUAAAAAUACAGGGGCAUCACACAGAGCCCACUAAUCGUAGUUUUGUCCCCAUCCUCCCUGUUGAGUUCUACAAAGUCAACAUUAAGACUGAGGAGGAAGAAGCUAACAGCCAGGGCCGCUGCUGGAUUAUUUGUGAGUAAGAAGGCAGGCAGGUGGCAGUGGCUGAGGACAGGCCAAAGUUGGUGGGACAGGGCCCCAUUUGCGCUAAUCGUCUAUCCUCCACUCCCACUGACCUACCAGUAAAGGUCACUCUCCCUCACCCCUUUGGCCACAUCUUGUGUGUAUGUAUAAAUGAAAAAAGGGGUUGCCAUUUGCUGGGAAGAAUCAGCGCGUGUUGAAAAAUGGAAAUGGUCUGCCUUCAAGUCGAUUCUGAUUUAUGGCAACCUUAUGAAUAGGGCUUUCAUGGCAAUCGGUAUUCAGAGGUGGUUUACCAUUGCCUUCCUCUGAGGCUGAGAGGCAGUGACUGGCCCAAGGUCACCCAGUGAGCUUCAUGGCUGUGUGGAGAUUUGAUCCCUGGUCUCCCAGGUCAUAGUCCAACACUCUAACCACUAUGCUACACUGGCUUUCCUGGCUCAGCGUGUGUUAGGGGGUGCUUAAUCCUUCCCCUACCUGCUGAUUCUCCUCCUCCCCCCAGCUGUUUCUCAAAUCUGGCUGAGAUCAGAGAUGGUAAAGUAUUUUCUACCAGUAACGGUCAUUCUCCCUCGCCCCUUUUGCCGCAUCUGGUGUGUGUAAGAGACAAAAAGAGAGGGGGUGCCAUUUGCUGGAAAGAAUCAGCGUGUCUGAGGGGGUGCUUAAUCCUUCCCCCACCUGCUGCUUCUCCUCCCCCCUUCUGUUUCUCAAAUCUGGCUGGGAUCUGAGGUAGAGAAAAGACCAACUGGAUUGCUGACAGGAGAGAAAGUUGGGGGAAGUAGGUGUGGGGGGAAGCAGAGGGAAUAGUGGGGGGAGGUAAACAUCCCUUCCUCAUGCCCACUUGCUGUCCCCUUAAAAUCAAGUGUGCUUGAUGAGGCAACACAUAAAAUUAUUGCAGAAGUUUACAAAGAGCGGCGUCAAGUUCACUGAGUGUUGGGGCCCUAACCACCAGAGAGGAGGACCCCCCCCCUUGCCAUUGCCAGGGCCCGCUAGUGAAAUUCCAGGCACCCUUUCCUCCCCAUUUGCCAGUUACUCAAUAAGAUGUAAGCCCUUCUUAGAAUGGGUGGUAUUUUGCUUUUCAGUAUAUAAUGAAAUUGUUUUAAAUAUCUUUGAACCCAUGAGAGUACGUGAUUUCUGUUGGUUUUUCAUCAAUUUACUAUGACCCUUUUAGUACACUCUUCGGCCCACCCAUCACAAAAUCUGUGGCUGUAUUCUUGCAGAGUGGUACAUACCCUCCCUUCACUAAUGCAAGGCCUUGUGUAUACAUACAUAUUCUCUCGCACACAUUUGCAAUGGGUGUAGUCAUCGAGGUCUUCAACCCCUUACUUUUUUGGGAGCAGGCUCCCAGGAGAAUCCCUAUGUCUCCAGCAUUCUACCAGCCAAUCAUCAUGAAAGGGGGAGUGUGUUAGCCACUGAGAAGAAUCUUCUAACUUGCUUCCUUGUCCUUUCCUGCUGAUUGGAGCCAAUCAGAGUGAAAGGAGUUGAGGCAGCCACUGAGAAGACAUUCUCCCCUUGUGUGCGUAUUGGCUGCUAGGGACGUCUGUUGUUGUGGGAGAAGGCAUUAACAAGGAUCUCAACUCUGCAUCAAACAAAGGAGGGAAGGGCGUGGCUGUGAUUAACAUGAAGGUACCCUGCACUUGCUACUAUAUUACUGAUUUGCACUAGCCAUAGUAUUUCACAAGAGCUGCGCUUAUUGGCCCAACCCUGAAAAGGUAUCAGUGUGAACUUUUGGCGUUUGAAUCUUGUCACCAAAUUAGCAGUGCCUCUCCUCUGUUUCUAUAUCCCUUGCACAGAUAUGCUUGCAAGUAUGCAGGUGAUGCCUGCUGAAGCCUCAGAAACCAAAGAUAUGGCUGGACGAGGCCUUUGCAGUUGCAAGGACAGGGCUCCCUACUAAGUGUACCUACCUGUGUGAUGCCUACAUUUCCAAAGGCAUGGAUUUCCCCCCCCCCUCAUCCCAGUUUAGGUGUAUGCCCAAAUAUUUCAUAUGUGAAUCUGUCUUGGUUUUGGAAAGCGAAGGGGGUCUGCCACAUCCUUUCCAGGGUCCAGAGAUUGAAUGGAAGUUCAUGUAGAGGUGGGUGGGAUGCCACUCUCUCCCCCUGGCUAGGGAUACUUUGGACCCCACAUAAUUUGAGCAUUUAAGAGAAAGCGAUCAUACCUUUUUAUCGCUUACCUUAUUGAAAGGGUAUGUGUGCAUGCGUGUGAGAGAGAAUGAACAUAUGAAGUGCUCUGCCGUAUCAGGCCAGUGGCCCAUCUAGUCCAGCAUCCUGUUCUUCCCAACGGGAAGCCUGUGAGCCAGAUCUGAGCACAAGAGCACUCUCCCCUCCUGUGGCUUUCAUCAGUUGGUAUCCAGAGGCAUACUGCUUGUAACAGUGGAAACAGAACGUAGCCAUCGGGGUUAGAAGCUGUGGAUAGCCAUAGGGCAGAAAGUCACACUCGCUGUUCUGCGGGUCCCAAUGCGUCUCCACCUCUCUCUUCUGAAAACAGGGGUGCAUGAUGCUAGUUGAACCCCAUCCCUUUUUAUUGUAAAACCUGGUGGGAGCAGCUUGAGUGAGUUUUUUUUUUUAAAUCAACUUCAAAGAGAUUUUGCAACUGAUCGGCAGAUCACCCCAUUCCCACUCCGGGUGUGGCCAAUAGAAAUGCUUUGAUCUGGCGACCAAUGUGUUCACAGUCUUAUCCUCCAUGAAACUGGCCUAAUCCUCUUUGAAAGCCAUCCAAGUUGAUGACCAUGACUAUAUUUUCUGGGAGCAAAUUCCAUUGUUUAUCUGUGCACUGUGUGAAGAAUUUCUGGUGUCUGUCCUGCUAUCCAAAUCAUUAGAAUUUAGUGUUACAGGCAUUCUGCCAAAAGAGAUGUGAAAGAGGUUAUCUCACAUAAUUAGCUUCACAUCCGCUAUCACUGUAAUCUGACAACAGCCCUGUGAGGUAUGCCACACUUAUCCCACUUUAAAGAUGGAGGUAAAAGGGGAGAGAGACUUGGCUAGCCUAAGUCUGAUCCAUGGAUUGUAGCCGGUUGUGAGAUUCGAGCCUAGUUCAUAACUCGCAUGUUUCAUUAUUGUACUACACCAGUCAAAUAAAGAUUAAAACAAAAUGGGAAAAUGCCCAAAAUUCAUAGGAAGAGAUUACUUGAGGUUUUUUAGGGUGGUAUUCCAUGCCAGUCCUACUCAGAGUAGAUCCAUUGAAGUUACUUGUUAUGUGCCUUCUAGUCAAUUUUGACUUAUGGCGACCCUAUGAAUCAGCGACCUCCAAGAGCAUCUGUUAUAAACCACCCCAUUCAGAUCUUGUAAGUUCGGGUCUGCGGCGUCCUUUAUGGAAUCAAUCCAUCUCUUGUUUGGCCUUCCUCUUUUUCUACUCCCUUCUGUUGUUCCCAGCAUUAUUGUCUUUUCUAGUGAAUCAUGUCUUCUCAUGAUGUGUCCAAAGUAGGAUAACCUGUUUCAUCAUUUUAACCUGCAGCAGGGGGUUGGACUUGAUGGCCUUAUAGGCCCCUUCCAACUCUGCUAUUCUAUGAUUCUAUAACCAUGCCUAACUUAAAUUCAUUAAUUUUAAUGGGUCUACUCUGAGCUAAGGGUUACUGCUUUGCUUGCUACAGGUAAAGGCAUUUCCACUGGGUGUGUGUGACCCCAUCUCUCCUGCAACAUUGCAGAAGAGAAUAGUGUGUGUUUGUGUGUGUGUGUGUGUGUGUGAGAGAGAGAGAGAGAGAGAGAGAGAGAGAGAGAGAGAAAGAGAGAGAGAGAGAGAGAACACAUUCUCCAGAACCUUGGUCAGUUGCAGCUCUGGAGUGAACUUUUCACCACAACCUUCCAUUCUGUAAUAUGUGAAAUGGUCUAAUAUCUUACUGGCUUGUUAACUUCCUUAGGGUUUUACUAUGAAAGACUCCUCAAUAAGAAUUUCUUUUAUUUUAUUUAAGGGAAUUUGAAAUGAGCAUUGAGCAUCUCUGAACUGUAAACAUGCUUUUAAAAAAAAUAUUUGGGCCCUACUUCUUUCACUGAAUACGAAACAUUUGAUGGGCAGGGGGACCUUGCUUAACCAUUACCAAAACGUUCUGUUUUGUUAGGGGAGUUUAAAAAAAAGGAAUUGGAGACCUGUUUCCAAAUUGUACGCCUAAAU
This is a messenger RNA of Rhineura floridana, 10393 nucleotides long. RefSeq names its product zinc finger and BTB domain containing 47 (gene ZBTB47). Lineage: Eukaryota; Metazoa; Chordata; Lepidosauria; Squamata; Rhineuridae. Gene Ontology annotation, cellular component: nucleus. Gene Ontology annotation, biological process: regulation of transcription by RNA polymerase II. Gene Ontology annotation, molecular function: DNA-binding transcription factor activity, RNA polymerase II-specific; RNA polymerase II cis-regulatory region sequence-specific DNA binding; protein binding. The record is from RefSeq and is a predicted model, not a curated record. Bases 188 to 2446 code for a protein of 752 amino acids. The transcript is spliced from 6 exons.